Messenger RNA from Owenia fusiformis, 378 nucleotides. Lineage: Eukaryota; Metazoa; Annelida; Polychaeta; Sabellida; Oweniidae. The record is from the annotation of a GenBank genome assembly.
AUUAUUGAAGUAGAGAAGGUAAACAGAAUUGUAAGACAGAUCCGGGACGACUAUGGGGAAGAUUGUGAUUUUGUUAAGCAGUUUGACAUCCUGAUACAGAGCUAUUCAGAGGAUAAAGUCAUAAGUGAAGAAGGAGUGCAAGUAUGCAACGGCAUUUUCGAUGAUAGGAUUGGAAAACUAUGGGGCAUCAACAAAAUCAUCGCUGAAAAUCCCGAGAUAUUGGAGGUUCCCAUUAAAACUCCACUAUUUGUCACUGGUAACAUUAGAACUGGGUCGACAUAUAUGCAUCGCUUACUAUCCUUGGACUGAGCUGUUUUCACCACCUGUAUGGCAGUUAGAAAACCCUCUACCUCCGCCAGUUAGCUUCGAAGAAGACAG